Leptopilina heterotoma is the source of this 1584-nucleotide messenger RNA. It is a transcript of the gene Uba3, whose product is annotated as NEDD8-activating enzyme E1 catalytic subunit. The record is from RefSeq and is a predicted model, not a curated record. Gene Ontology annotation, molecular function: NEDD8 activating enzyme activity. Gene Ontology annotation, cellular component: cytoplasm; nucleus. The transcript has 4 exons. Lineage: Eukaryota; Metazoa; Arthropoda; Insecta; Hymenoptera; Figitidae. Bases 147 to 1469 code for a protein of 440 amino acids. Gene Ontology annotation, biological process: protein neddylation.
UUGACAUAUAUUUUUUUUCACCUUCUCUCUCCAAAGUGGUUGUUGUAAGAAAUUGUUUUUGUUUCUAUAUGUAAAGAAAUAAUUGGAGACUUAUAUAAAUCAACAAUUCUUGAAAGUGGAAUAUUUUUUAAAUUAACUAAAUAACAAUGGGUUCGGAUCAUACGAGUAGACGAUGGAGUCAUUUGCAAAAAGUUUUGGAGAGAUCUGGACCAUUUUGCCGGCCUGACUUUGAACCUUCUUCGGAAACUCUUCCGUUUUUAAUGGAAAGUUGUAAAGUAUUAGUUGUCGGAGCCGGAGGACUUGGUUGUGAAUUAUUAAAAAAUUUAGCUUUAAUGGGCUUCCGACAAAUUCAUGUCAUUGACAUGGAUACAAUUGAUCUUUCUAACCUCAACAGACAAUUUCUAUUUCGUCACAAGGAUCUCGGCUCAUCGAAGGCAGAAAUUGCGGCACAUUUUGUUAACGAACGUGUAAACGGUUGCAAUGUUGUUCCUCAUUUUUGUAAAAUUCAGGACAAGGACGAUUCAUUUUAUCGUCAGUUUCACAUUGUUGUUUGCGGUCUAGAUUCAAUUGUUGCGAGACGAUGGAUUAAUGGAAUGCUAAUUUCAUUGUUGAUUUACAAUGACGGUGAACUCGAUCAAAGUAGCGUUAUUCCAUUGGUCGACGGUGGUACCGAGGGUUUUAAAGGAAAUGCCCGGGUGAUAUUGCCCGGAAUUACCGCCUGCAUCGAAUGUACUUUAGAUCUCUAUCCCCCUCAGGUCACUUACCCAUUGUGCACAAUUGCGAAUACUCCACGAUUGCCGGAACAUUGCAUAGAAUACGUGAAAGUGGUCUUAUGGUCUAAGGAAAAUCCCUUCGAUUGCGUUAUUGACGGCGACGAUCCACAGCACGUGAAUUGGAUUUACGAAAAAUCCACCGAGCGAGCCACUCAAUUUGGAAUUCGAGGAUUGACAUACAGACUUGUGCAGGGAGUGGUGAAAAAUAUUAUCCCCGCUGUUGCUUCUACAAAUGCCUCAAUUGCCGCGACUUGCGCCACCGAAGUCUUUAAACUCGCCACUAGCUGCAGUGCCUCCUUAAACAAUUACAUAGUACUUAACAACAUUGACGGAAUUUACACCUACACCUACGAAGCGGAGAAAAAGAAUGAUUGCGUUGCCUGCAGUCAAAUACCACGUGAAAUUGAGAUAAAAACACCAAAGUUAAAAUUAAAGGAACUCAUUGAAAUUCUUUGCGAGAGAAUUGAUCUUCAAAUGAAAAAUCCCGGCAUAACGGCAAUGAUUAAUGGAAAAAAUAAAACCCUCUACAUGCAAACUGUCGCAAGUAUUGAGGAAAGAACAAGGGAGAAUUUAACAAAAACAUUAAGUGAAUUGGGUUUGAAUGAGGGCGAUGAAAUUUACGUAGCCGAUGUCACGACACCAAAUACAGUUGUCUUUAAAUUAAAAUUCUUCACCACCGACGUUGAAAUGACCUAACGAUUAAUAACACUCUCCCUUGUAAAAAAAGAAGAAGAAAACUACCAAUUAGACUUUAGGAAAACUGUUAAUACGCCUAAGUCAAAUUAAUUAAUAUAUUAAUUAAUAAGAUUUA